AUGUUAUCGGCCCGCUUCUCCCGCGUGUCGCCCACGCUUGCUGCGUUCAGAACGGUUUCGAAGACAAAACAAGCCAAAUCGGCCACAGCUGGCGCCAUUGCCUAUAGAAAAGGUAUCAGAUACAAUUCCACUGCGGCUUUGUACUACCCCAACGAACCAAAAAAGCCUCAGGCUGUUACUGACUCCAUUCCGGGCCCUGUUAGUGUGGAACUCAACGAGGUCUUGGGUGAGGUUUUCGACAACAGAGCUUCGUAUUUUGUGACUGACUACGACAACUCCAUUGGAAAUUAUAUUUCCGACAAGGACGGCAACCAAUUGUUGGAUGUGUACUGUCAGAUCUCCUCUAUUCCUUUGGGAUACAAUAACCCGGAGCUUUUCAAAACCGCACAAUCCAAGGAAAUGGCGAGCGCAUUGAUCAACCGUCCUGCGUUGGCAUGUUUUCCACCGGCAGAAUAUGCCAAUAUCCUCAAGGAGGGUAUCUUGGCGGCUGCUCCCCCAGGAACAGAUAAGGUGUGGACCGCUUUGUCUGGCUCCUGUGCCAAUGAAACCGCCUACAAGGCUGCGUUCAUGUACUUGGCUGCUAAAAAGAGAGGAUCUUUGGAUUUCUCAGAUGAAGAGUUGACCUCUGUAAUGAACAACGAGGCGCCGGGCUCGCCUGAAACCGUGAUCUUGUCCUUUGACAAGGGAUUCCACGGACGUUUGUUUGGCUCUUUGUCAACUACUCGCUCCAAAGCGCUCCACAAAUUGGAUAUUCCUGCGUUCAAAUGGCCUAAGGCUCCCUUCCCUGCUUUGAAGUACCCUUUGAACGAGCAUUCUCGGGAGAAUGCAGAAGAAGAGGCUCGCUGUUUGGCCGAGUUCGAGGAGAUCAUCUGCCAAUACCCCCCACACACUAUUGCUGCCAUCAUUGUUGAGCCUGUUCAAUCCGAGGGAGGUGACAACCAUGCAUCUUCGGUGUUCUUCCAGGGCCUUCGUGAUAUUACCAUCAAAUACGACAUUCUCAUGAUUGUGGAUGAGGUGCAGACGGGUGUGGGUGCUAGUGGAAAGUUUUGGGCUCACGAACACUGGAACUUGACUACCCCACCAGAUAUGGUGACCUUUUCCAAGAAGUUCCAAGCUGCCGGAUUCUACUACUCAAACCCAAACUUGCAACCAAAGCAAGCAUACAGACAAUUCAACACCUGGUGUGGAGACCCAUCCAAGGCGCUUAUCGCCAGAACUAUCUAUCAAGAGGUUGUUAAAAACGACUUGGUCACUAAGACCGCCAGUGUUGGUGACUACCUUUACAAGGAAUUAGAUUCCCUUUUCAAGAGACAUCCUGGAAAGGCUAAAAACUUGCGUGGUGAAGAUUAUGGUACAUUCAUUGCCUUUGACUGCGCCAACCCUACCAAAAGAAACGAGUUCUUGUUGAGAAUGCGUGGUGCAGGCAUCAACAUCGGUGGUUGCGGAGACUUCAGUGUGAGAUUGAGACCUACGCUCGUGUUUGAGAAGUCUCAUGCUGCUGUUUUGCUUUCUGCUAUGGAGACCACUCUCCAAGAGUUGUAG
Australozyma saopauloensis is the source of this 1542-nucleotide messenger RNA. It is a transcript of the gene UGA11, whose product is annotated as Uga11p. The coding region runs from base 1 to 1542 and encodes 513 amino acids. The transcript has a single exon. The record is from RefSeq and is a predicted model, not a curated record. Gene Ontology annotation, biological process: GABA catabolic process. Gene Ontology annotation, molecular function: pyridoxal phosphate binding. Gene Ontology annotation, cellular component: mitochondrion. Lineage: Eukaryota; Fungi; Ascomycota; Pichiomycetes; Serinales; Metschnikowiaceae.